UGUCUUCACCAAAAAUAAAAUUAAAAAAACAAAAAAAAAAAUCUACCAAAUUUUCUGCUUCGAAAUAUGUCUGUUUAUUCAGCUCUAUUGUAUAAUAAACUCUAUUGUAUGUGGGGUAAGCGUGGUGAUAAUAAAAGCUUUAAGCUUUUUUAUUAUAUCUUCUUUCAGAAAUAAAAUUAGAUUUCAACAGAUAGGGACGGCAGGUAGAGAAAAAGAGUUUUUUGAGUAAACAUAUAAAGGGAGAUCUCUCUCAUUCUUUCACUUUGGAAACCCUGCAACCCAGCAAAUCAUGGAGUUAAAUCACAGCUUCUGCAUCUACUCUGCAAUUCUUUCUUCUUUCCUUUUGAUGGCUUUUACUGCUUCUGCUUCUCCUUCCAUUUUCAUGUCAGAUAGAAUCUUUGAAUCUCAGGCUUCUAUCGGCCGGAACCUCCUUCAGGCUAAGAAAGGUUGUUCCGAGAACUUUGAGUUCAAAAACUACACUAUCAUCACAAGCCAAUGCAAAGGACCGCACUACCCUGCUGAUCGUUGUUGUGCGGCAUUCAAGGAAUUUGCAUGUCCUUAUGCUGAAUUGUUGAAUGAUUUAACCAAUGACUGUGCUUCAACUAUGUUCAGCUACAUUAACCUCUAUGGAAAAUACCCACCUGGCCUUUUCGCUAGUGAGUGCCGGGAAGGAAAGCAAGGUCUUGCCUGCCCUGCAACACCACCGACAUCAGUUGCAAAUGAUACAAGCGGGAGUGAGACUUGUUAUCCAUUCCUAUUACAGUUAGUAGCAUCUGGAGUCCUAGCCUUGUUGUUCCAGUUAUUAUGAACAUACCAGAUUCUUUUGUCUUAUAUAUAACCAUGUGAGAAUUACAAUUUUUCAUUCAUUGAGCUUGUGGCCUUGUUUUACUACGGUUGUGCUAGGGUUAAGUAAAUGUGAUAAAGUAUAAUGAAUUUAAUUAUGUAUCAAUUAUCUUUGUGCAUUUGCGGCCAAAGAAUUGUUUCAUUGGAGCGUGGGAUUGUGCAUUACCGUCACAGAUAUUUUGCUGGAAUAUAAAUAUAAUUCUUAUUUUCUUUUUC
Messenger RNA from Ziziphus jujuba (common jujube), 1059 nucleotides. RefSeq names its product GPI-anchored protein LLG1. The record is from RefSeq and is a predicted model, not a curated record. Bases 290 to 808 code for a protein of 172 amino acids. NCBI's taxonomy places the organism in Eukaryota, Viridiplantae, Streptophyta, Magnoliopsida, Rosales, Rhamnaceae. The transcript has 3 exons.